Molecule: messenger RNA, 4671 nt
Organism: Cololabis saira (Pacific saury)
Lineage: Eukaryota; Metazoa; Chordata; Actinopteri; Beloniformes; Belonidae
Product: NACHT, LRR and PYD domains-containing protein 12-like
Exons: 12
Coding region: 65-3262 (1065 amino acids)
Molecular function (GO): protein binding
Source: RefSeq, a predicted model, not a curated record
UUGGUGGACGGAGCAGCAGAGACCAGAUUCAAAGAUGGUGGGUGUUUCUGGUUCAUGUUUCUGAAUGACUGAAGUCCAGAAGAUGGAUGAUUGUGUGGAGGAAGAGGAAGAGAGACCAGAGUCUCCAGGAUCCAUCAGUCCGUCUAUGAGGAGUGACAUGUCCAAUGAAAAACCUCCACACUUCAGUGAAGAACCUGGACCUUCAGACACAAACAAUCAGCCUCAAACACAUGCAGAUGUGACGUCUGAGGACCAGGAUGAAUCCAGGGAAGGGAUGAUCUCCAGGAAUGACAGCUAUACUGUGAAAAUGUGGUUAAAGGACACUUUGAAGAAUUUGGACUCCAGUGGGCUGAAGGAAUUCCACUGGUACCUGAAUAAUGCAGAUCAAUCAAAGGAUGGUUUCCAACCGAUCGAACUGUGUUAUCUUGAAAAGGCGGACAGAUUGGACACAGUAAAUCUGAUGAUGCAGCGGUUCUCCGCAAAGACCAGAGAGGUGGCCGAGACGAUUUUAAAGAUGAUGAAAAGUGAUAAAGAAAAACCUGUUGUCCAGGACGAUCCAGUCUCUCCAGCUGGUGCAACAGAUACGCCAGUUGAAGUUUGUAAAAAGUUGAAGUGUAAGCUGCAGAAGAAGUACCAGCAUGUGUCUGAGGGGAUUGCUAAAGCAGGAGAGACAAUCCUUCUGGAGCAGAUCUACACGGAGCUCUACAUCACAGAGGGAGGGACCGGAGAGGUCAACAAUGAACAUGAAGUCAGACAGAUUGAAGCAGCUUCCAGGAAACCAGGCAGAGCAGAAACAGCCAUCAGACAGGAAGACAUCUUUAAACCCCCACCUGGAAGAGAUGAACCAAUCAGAACAGUGAUGACGAAGGGAGUGGCCGGCAUCGGGAAAACAGUCCUAACACAGAAGUUCAGUCUGGACUGGGCUGAAGGCAGAACCAACCAGGACAUCCAGUUCCUGAUUCCAUUCACAUUCAGACAGCUGAAUGGGCUGAAAGAGAGAAAGUUCAGCUUGGUGGAUCUUGUUCAUCUGUUCUUCUCUGAAACCAGAGGAAUCUGCAGCUUUGAAGAGUUCCAGGUCGUGUUCAUCUUUGACGGUCUGGAUGAGAGUCGACUUCCUCUGGACUUCCACAACAAUGAGUUCAUGACUGAUGUUACAGAGUCCACCUCCAUGGAUGUGCUGCUGACAAACCUCAUCAUGGGGAACCUGCUUCCUUCUGCUCGUCUCUGGAUCAACACACGACCCGCAGCAGCCAAUCAGAUCCCUCCUGAGUGUGUUGACAUUGUGACGGAGGUCAGAGGGUUCACUGACCCACAGAAGGAGGAAUACUUCAGGAAGAGGUUCAGAGAUGAGGAGCAGACCAGCAGGAUCAUCUCCCACAUCAAGACAUCACGGAGCCUCCACAUCAUGUGCCACAUCCCAGUGUUCUGCUGGAUCACUGCUACGGUCCUGGAGAACGUCCUGGAGAACGUCCUGGAAAUCAGAGAGGGAGGGCGGCUGCCCAAGACCCUGACUGAGAUGUACAUCCACUUCCUGGUGGUCCAGGCCAAACUGAAGAGGGUCAAGUAUGACGGAGGAGCUGGGACGGAUCCACACUGGAGUCCAGAGAGCAGGAAGAUGGUGGAGUCUCUGGGAAAACUGGCUUUUGAGCAGCUGCAGAAAGGACACCUGAUCUUCUAUGAACCAGACCUGAGAGAGUGUGGCAUCGAUGUCAAAGAGGCUUCAGUGUACUCAGGAGUGUUCACCCAGAUCUUUAGAGAGGAGAGAGGCCUGUACCAGGACCAGGUCUUCUGCUUCAUCCAUCUGAGUGUUCAGGAGUUUCUGGCUGCUCUUCAUGUCCAUCUGACCUUCAUCAACUCUGGAGUCAACCUGCUGGAGGAGCAAAAGAAAACUUCCUGGUGGUUUAAAAAAAGAGACAUGACUAAGCUCCAUCAGAGUGCUGUGGACAAGGCCUUACAGAGUCCCAACGGACACCUGGACUUGUUCCUGCGCUUCCUCCUGGGUCUUUCACUGGAGACCAAUCAGAACCUCCUACGAGGUCUGCUGGAACCAAAACAAAGGAGUUCACAGAACAAUCAGAAAACAGUUGAAUACAUCAAGAAGAAGAUCAGUAAGGAUCUGUCUGCAGAGAGAAGCAUCAACCUGUUCCACUGUCUGAAUGAACUGAACGAUCGGUCUCUGGUGGAGGAUGUCCAACAGUUCCUGAGGUCUGGACGUAUCUCUGUAUAUCGACUGACUCCUACUCAGUGGUCGGCUCUGGUCUUCAUCUUACUGUCAUCAGGAGAAGAUCUGGAGGUGUUUGACCUGAAGAAGUUCUCAGCUUCAGAGGAGGCUCUACGGAGGCUGCUGCCGGUGGUCAAAGCCUCCAAGAAAGCUGUGUUGAAGGGCUGUAACCUCUCAGGGAACAUCUGUCCAGUUCUGUCCUCAGUUCUCAGCUCUCAGUCCUCCAGUCUGACAGAACUGGACCUGAGUAACAACCACCUGCAGGAUUCAGGACUGGAGCAGCUUUGUCCUGGACUGGAGAGUCCACACUGUCACCUGGAGUCUCUCAGGUUGGGGGGCUGCAGGUUGUCAGAGAUCAGCUGUUCUUCUCUGGGCCCAGCUCUGAAGUCCAACCCCUCCCAUCUGAAACAUCUGGACCUGAGUGUGAACCAGAACCUGCAGGAUUCAGGAGUGGAACAUCUGAGUGGAUUUCUGGAGAGUCCAGACUGCAGACUGGAGACUCUGGGGUUGUGGGACUGCGGUCUGUCAGAGAUCAGCUGUUCUUCUCUGGGCCCAGCUCUGAAGUCCAACCCCUCCCAUCUGAAAUAUCUGGACCUGGAUAACAACAACCUGCAGGAUUCAGGAGUGAAACAUCUGAGUGGAUUUCUGGAGAGUCCAGACUGCAGACUGGAGACUCUGAGGUUGAUGAGCUGCGGUCUGUCAGAGAUCAGCUGUUCUUCUCUGGUCUCAGCUCUGAAGUCCAACCCCUCCCACCUGAAACAUCUGGACCUGGGUGACAACAGGAACCUGGAGGAUUCAGGAGUGAAACAUCUGAGUGGAUUUCUGGAGAGUCCAGACUGCAGACUGGAGACUCUGAGAUUGGUGAGGUGCAGGUUGUCAGAGAUCAGCUGUUCUUCUCUGGUCUCAGCUCUGAAGUCCAACCCCUCCCAUCUGAAACAUCUGGACCUGAGCAGCAACAACCUGCAGGCUGCAGAUGUGAAGCAGCUUUCUGAUCUGGUGGAGAGUCCAGACUACCAGCUGCAGACUCUCAGGUGGAGAUGAUGAGAGAGUCCAGGACGGACGAGUUGUGUCCUGAUCGUCCUCAGAGUUGAAGCAGCACCAGUUUGUGUGGACAGACUCUGACUGGGCCGUGAUGAAGAUGAUGAUGAAGAUGAAGAUGUAUAUAGUUUCUGAAUUCCAGCAUUCUACAAACUUCUCAUAUAUUCAUGUAUUUCAUGUUAAGUAAAAAAGCCUUUAUUGUUAUUAUAUUCUUGUUAAAAUCCAGUACAUCAAAAUGCAGCAUUUAAUUAGGGCCCGAGCACUGACAGUGUGAAGGCCCUAUUGUAUCUGUAGGAAUUUUUUUUUAUUUUUCCGACGAAAUUAGGGUCUUUUUUCCCCCUAAACGUGCCCUAAAAGUCACCAAAUUUUGCACCAAGCCAGACGUUGUGAAAAAUGUGAUUUUUAAUGGUUUGCAUUAAUGGGCGUGGCCUAACGGCUCAACAGCGCCCCCUAGAAAACUUUGUGCCUCAAGCCCCACAAUACGGUUUGACGUACAUGCACGAAAAUCGGUACACCUGUAUCAUGUCACAACUUACAGAAAAGUCUCUUGGCGCCAUGCCGGAAAAUCCAACAGGAAGUCGGGAUUUUUAAUGAAUUGUGUAAUUUUGGUGAAAUUUAUGCCAUUCCCUCGGCCGUUAAUACGCCCGAACCGUAACGUGCACCCAGGUGUGUUAUACAUCAAAAUGUGCGUCUCCAUCCUGCGACGACAUGCAUUACUUUUCCCAGUCAAAAGCGUUACCGUGGCGACGAUAGAUGCCAAAAAGCGCGCCUCCCCUUCAUCUGAUUAUCUGAUAUUUCCUACUUUCUGCCAUAACUUUUGAAUGGUUUGAUAUAGAGAGUUGUGGGUGGUUUCAUCCGCUAAAUGUCCACGCCUGAAUAAUCUACAUGCAAGUCAUUCAAGCUUCCACUGCAGCCUGAACCUGCACAAGGGUGCAAGGGCCCGUUCAUCGCUGCUUGCAGCUUUAAUUUGAACUUGAGGUUCAUUCGACAAGCAAGCACUUUGUCUAAAGUCUGGAUGAGUUCUAGUACGGAGGUGCCUACUACUAAAGUACUGACAGAUAAAUGUCUACGCUGCCACGGCAGAGCUGCUCAGCUAGCAGCCGUCUCCUCCACCGAGUCACGUGGCUCCCCCGGUGUUUUCUUUUUAUUUACAUGUUUCCGUUUCCUUCCAAGUUUUCCUUUUGUUGUUCUCGUGUUUUCAGCUUCGUCAGGUUUUUAAAGUUUUUCUCCACGUCACUGAUGAAGAGAGAGACUGAAAAUAACAGCGUUUGUUCAUGAAACACGAAACACAAAUGAACUUGACUUGGUCAAUUAAUGUUCCUCAGAGUUUGUUCCAGUAAAUAUUGUGAAUGAUUUCUGGAUAUUAAGAUGAUUUUUAACACUUCAAAGAAAGUCAAAAUUCUUCAGUAAAA